This is a messenger RNA of Fusarium venenatum, 1059 nucleotides long. RefSeq lists its product as uncharacterized. The record is from RefSeq and is a predicted model, not a curated record. Lineage: Eukaryota; Fungi; Ascomycota; Sordariomycetes; Hypocreales; Nectriaceae.
AUGGUCUCCUUCAAGCUUCUCAUGGCCGCCAUGGCCACUAUGUCUUUCAGCCUCGCUGAAGCCCAUGGCAAAAGCAAAAAGUACGAUUGCUCCGACACGUGCGCGGAAGAGAUGAGGGCGAUUGAUGGCUACGAGGAGGACUGCUAUCACUAUCUCUCCAUGAUCGAGUCUGGGUCUGCUCGAUACCUCAGCAAGAUCCCUAAGCAGUACAAGUAUAUCUGCCGUGGCAUUGUUGAUUUUGUGAAUGCCUGCUACUGCCUUGCCCCUGACAAGCCUACUUCUUGCACCAGCGAGGAAUGCGAGCCUACCACCACCACCACCGACACUGUUUUUAUCAAGCAGACUACUACCACCACGACUACUGAACCUGCCGAGACUGAGACCACCACAACCACUGAGCCAACUACGAGUACUGAACCUACCACAACUACCGAGACGGACUCUACCACAACUACUGAAACUGAGUUUGAACCUACAACAACUACUGAGACUACUACAACUACUGAACCUACUACAACGACUGAGACUACUACUGAACCUACUACAACAACUGAGACGGACUCCACUACAACCACAACGACUGAGACUACUACUGAACCCACAACAACUACCGAGACGGAUUCCACCACAACUACAGAGACAGACUCUACUACAACUACCACAACAACUACGGAGACUGACUCUACUACAACAACUACCACAACAACUACUACGGACGCCGCCUCCGCCACCUGUCCCGCAUCAUGCAACUCUGGCUUUCAAUGCAGCGAUGGAACCAUCACUUACUGUGACUCCAACGAGAACUGCAUCUGUUUCGGGACUACUGAGGGUGACAGUAUCUGCCUUCCCAAUUUCAACUGCCCUAAUACCGAACAAUGUACCUCUUCGAAUGAUUGCACAUUUGGCCAGAGAUGUGUCUCCAACACAUGCUGUAACUUGAAUGUUUGUGUUACACCUUCCACUACCCAACAGUGUCAGGGUGGCAACAGUGAACAGAGCAAUCUCAUGGCCCGAGCACCAGCUGGCCGACGUGCCAGGGGAAACACUGCCACUUUUUAA